This is a messenger RNA of Cotesia glomerata, 3127 nucleotides long. It is a transcript of the gene CenG1A, whose product is annotated as centaurin-gamma-1A. Bases 332 to 2524 code for a protein of 730 amino acids. Gene Ontology annotation, cellular component: nucleus. The record is from RefSeq and is a predicted model, not a curated record. The transcript is spliced from 6 exons. NCBI's taxonomy places the organism in Eukaryota, Metazoa, Arthropoda, Insecta, Hymenoptera, Braconidae. Gene Ontology annotation, molecular function: GTP binding; GTPase activator activity; protein binding.
GUGAGUUUAUUAGAUACCCAAUGAAAUAAUUGCAUCGACUAACCUGUUCGCCUACUUGGAUUCGAUGAUGUUUAUAAAUAUGCGAAUCUGACAUUUUACUCACGUAUUAUUUAAUUUAUUCACUUGAUAUAUUACCGUAAAUAGAAAAGAUGCAUAAAUAAUUUAAAAAAUACAUUUAUAGUUAUAGACGAGCGAAUAACUGCGUAAUGCAACGCAAAAUAAUAUUUUAACUGUACAGUAUUUAUUUUAAUUAUUGAGGUGAAGUGUAUGUUUAUUUAAUAUUAAUAUAAUAACAAUAUUAAAAAAAAAAAAAAAAGAGUAAAGAAAAAAAAUGACAAGUGGCCAAAGUGGGCAUGAUCAUUCGUUUACAAUACGCCAAGAAAUUCAACGUUUUGAAAGUGUUCAUCCAUCUAUUUAUGCUAUUUACGAUUUAAUUGAUCUUAUUUCUGACACACAAAUUGCUAAGCAAAUAAGAGAACAUGUUGUAGCUAUUGAAGAUUCAUUUGUCAAUAGUCAUGAGUGGACACUCGCGAGAGAUGUACCAGAGUUGCAUUUGGGAAUUAUUGGUUCCUGUGAUUCGGGUAAAUCAGCACUGGUACAUCGGUAUUUGACAGGAUCAUUUAUGCAUGAAGAAUCUCCGGAAGGUGGUAGAUUUAAAAAGGAAAUUUUUGUAAAUGAUCAAAGUUAUUUAUUAUUGAUUAGAGAUGAAGGUGGUGUCCCUGAAUCACAGUUUUCAUCGUGGAUUGACGCAGUUCUAUUGGUAUUUAGUUUAGAGAGUGAAGAAAGUUUUUCAAUUCUUUGUAAUUAUUAUAAUAAAAUGUGUUCAUUUCGUAAUAUGACAGAUGUACCAAAAAUUCUAGUUGGAGUACAAGAUUCAAUCAACGAUACAAAUCCUCGUGUUAUUAAGGACGUAAGACCACGUAAAUUAGCAUGUGAAUUACGUUGUCCUUAUUACGAAACCUGUGCCAUUUACGGAUUAAACGUAGAACGAGUAUUUCAAGACGUAUGUCAGAAGAUAAUCCUAAAAAUGUCUGAUAAACCGCAACCGUCACAACGAUGUAAUGGUAGUCAAAGUUCUAGUGAAAAUGUACAACAACAAGAACCAAGAUACUCAAUACCUAUGAUUACUAAAUCUGUACUAUCAUCAUCUACUAAAGAUUCAGAUACGAGUAGUCCCUCAAAACUUAGUAUUACAACAGAUAAAGCAGAAGAAUUUAUACGGCCCACCCAAGAUAAUAUAAUCCAGUGUGAUCCAGUUAUUACUAACGACACUAGUUUUCAGUAUAUCCAAGCUCCACACUCGGAAUUUCGGACAUCUAUUUUAACGCCGACAACCAUCAGAAAGUUCCGUAGAAAAUCAAACAUCUUCACGCCGUCUAAGAAGGAAAAGUACAAUAUGGAAGAGAUGGGAGUUGGUAGAGAAAUUCCAGUCAAGCAAGGGUAUCUCUUUAAGCGAAGUAGCAAGUCGUUGAAGGAACGCAAGAAGAAAUAUGUGACUCUGUUGGAAGACGGAAGGUUGACGUACCAUCCAAGUCUUCAUGACUACAUGAAUGAUAUUAAUGGCAAAGUUAUUCUCUUGCAGUAUGUCACAGUAAAAGUACCUGGGAAAACACCAAAAGGUUCCAAGUCAACCUCCACUCAAGACGAUAGCUUUGAGUUUGCGAUAAUAUCAUUAGAAAACAAAACUUGGAAUUUUGAAGCAAGUAAUGCUGAUGAUCGUGACAGCUGGAUUGCCGCAAUCGAACAGCAGAUCUUGUCAAGCUUGCAGAACAGCGACGCUGAUAAAAAAAAUGAAACUGAAGCCUUUAAAAUGCACUGUAUUAAAAACAAAGUCUCUGGUAAUGAUGCCUGCGCUGAUUGCGGUGCUCCCAAUCCUCAUUGGGCAAGUCUCAAUCUUGGAAUUUUAGUAUGCAUUGAAUGUUCAGGAAUUCACAGAAAUUUAGGCUCACAUAUAUCCAAAAUCCGUUCAUUAGAUCUAGAUGACUGGUCUGCUGGUCAGUUGAGUGUCAUGCUGGCACUUGGCAAUGACAUUGCUAAUGGAGUUUGGGAGUAUUGCCUUAAUGGCAAAGUGAAACCUCACUCAGAUUCACCUCACGAGGCUAAAGAACAAUGGAUUCGUUGGAAGUAUGAGGACAAAGCUUUCUUACCACCUGCAAACCCAAAUAUUUCUAUUGGAAAAUUGCUCAUCGAUUCUGUGUGCCGAGGUGACAUGAGAGCUUUCACUUUGUGCUUGGCAAAAUGUACGUAUGAAGACAUAAAUAUUUCUGUUAGCAACGAAGAUUUGAGAACACCUUUACAUCUAGCUUGUGCUACGGGAAACUUGGCCAUGGCUCAAUUAUUAAUAUGGCACAAGGCAAACCCCCAAAAUCUUGAUCACGAAGGUCGUACCUGUAUGUCAUACGUCAGAGCGUUAGAGAGAACUCUGGAUAACACCUCAGAUUCAAUAGAGAUGCAGAAACUAUUAGAAGUAUUAGAACAGGCAAGUAUAUCUAGUAUGGAUGACACUGAAACAACCCAGUAUUAAUGAAGACACAUUUGUUUGCUUAGUAUAUAGUAAAUGAUAAGAAACUUGAUAGAUAUUUACUAUUAAGUUAUUUAUCUUUCGACUACGUUGGUACUUAUUUUAUUUUAUAAUUUUAUUCCACCGACUUGUUUUUUUAUUUUAUUUAAAAAUGAUAACUCUGUUUUUAGCUCAUCUUAUAUAUAUAUGUAUAAGUAUUUUUAGAUUUUAUUAACUGAAAUUUUAUUGUAUCUAGAUGAAUUUUAACUUGCUUUUAACUUUUAUUUUUUUUUCUCAAUAUUUAAUGAUUUUAGAAAUUUUAAAUAAAAUAAUAUAUAUACACAUGUAUGUAUGUAUAUUGUGCAAGUCGCCUAUUUUAUAUUAAAUGUUUUAAUUAUUUAAUUAUAAAAUUAAUACGUCACUUGGAAAGUAAUAAAAACAUCACAACUCGGUAAUAGAAGAAAUGAUUUAUAGAUCAAGUAUAAUCGAGUGUAAUUUUUGUCAAUGACUGAGAAGUACAAAACACUCCAUAAAUCUAGUUAAUAUAUUUAUAUAUUGAAAUGUACGUAUUCAAAUAUGCUUUUAUCAUUCACAUGUUAUUUGAAUAUAAUUGUAUUGUCUCGUAAA